AUGUCAUCCACAGGCAUCUCUAAAAGGCCGGACCCAAAGCCAAAGGUCUCUCCUUCCAAUGUGGAUAAUGUGGUAAAAAUGGCAGAAAAUGGGUCUCUUUCUGCAGACAAGUUCCAGAGUGGUGUGGAACAGGCCUCGAUAUCCCCAGCAAACUCGAAUCAGAACCAGAUAUCUUAUCCCGAUGGGGAUGAUCUGGGCCGGAUGCACCAAGAUGCCCCUGUGGAGGAGAAUUCCCCACACCAACCUGAUAAGGCCAUCCCAUCGAUCGAGUCAGAUGAUAUCGAAAUGAAAGAUCUCAGUCCAAGCCGUGCAGACAAUGACCAGCGGGAAUCUGCACAGAGCAAUCGACCGGAUGUACAAAGUGAUCAUCCCCAUCCAGAAGUGUCAUCAUCCCAAAGCCAAGACACCGCUGGCCUUAUUGAAGGCUUUAAAUGUCUGGCUGUCAUCGAUACGCCUCGGAAAAAGAAAGCAAAAUGCCCCACGGAGGGCGAGCCUCUUGAUCCCAACGCCACUGUCGAUGGAUGGGGCACGCUUAGAGGAUCCACCUUCGUGAUCGUGCAAGAAGGUCCACCUCACGCGGCCAAAUUCACAUUCAGAUAUGAACCCAGCUACACCAACGAUCGCUUCGCCAGUACUACCGACGAAGACUUCCGAAUCUCGGCGAUUCGAGACCGCACUGCUAGUGGGAAGAAGGUAUAA
This is a messenger RNA of Penicillium angulare, 699 nucleotides long. RefSeq lists its product as uncharacterized. Lineage: Eukaryota; Fungi; Ascomycota; Eurotiomycetes; Eurotiales; Aspergillaceae. The coding region runs from base 1 to 699 and encodes 232 amino acids. The record is from RefSeq and is a predicted model, not a curated record. The transcript has a single exon.